GAGUGUGGAAAAAGUUUUGCACAAAAGAGUUACCUGAAAACUCAUGAAAGGAUUCACACAGGGGAAAAGCCUUUCACAUGUUCAGAGUGUGGAAAAAGUUUUACACAUAAGAGUCAUCUGAAAACUCAUGAAAGGAGUCACACAGGGGAAAAGCCUUUCAUGUGUACAGAGUGUGGGAAAUGUUUUACACAAUUAGGUAGUCUGAAAACUCAUGAAAUGAUUCACACAGGAGAAAAGCCUUUCAUAUGUACAGAGUGUGGAAAAAGUUUUACACAUAUAAAUAGUCUGAAAUAUCAUGAAAGGAUUCACACAGGAGAAAAGCCUUUCACUUGUACAGAGUGUGGAAAAAGAUUUACACGAAUGCAUCAUCUGAAAACUCAUGAAAUUAUUCACACAGGAGAAAAGCCUUUCACAUGUACAGAGUGUGGAAAAUGUUUUACACAAUUAGGUAGUCUGAAAACUCAUGAAAUGAUUCACACAGGAGAAAAGCCUUUCACAUGUACAGAGUGUGGAAAAAGUUUUACACAAAUAAAAAGUCUGAAAUAUCAUGAAAGGAUUCACACAGGGGAAAAGCCUUUCACAUGUACAGAGUGUGGAAAAUGUUUUGCACAAAUGAGUAGUCUGAAAACUCAUGAAAGAAGUCACAAAUGCAUACUUACAUACAAUCCAACAGAGUUAUAUAAGAAGAAAUUAGCAAACAUAGUGAAAAUAGCUAAAAAUAACAAUGUAGUUAAAAUCACAGACCUUGAGGAUCUAAUACCUAAAUUUCCUGUUACACCUGUUUUCCACAUGUUUCCUAAAAUUCACAAAAAUUAUGAAAAAAACCCUGGGCGCCCCAUCAUUGCGGGAAUAGGUUCCCUGAAUGAACCCCUUUCUGAACUUGUGGACAUUUUCUUGCAGCCAUUACACAAAAUUCACACUGGUGAGAAACCACACACAUGUACUGAGUGCGACAAAUGUUUUACACGAAUGGGUAAUCUGAAAAAACAUAAAAAGAUUCACACAGGAGAAAAACCUUUAACAUGCACAGAGUGUGGAAAAAGUUUUACACAUAAGAGUCAUCUGAAAACUCAUGAAAGGAGUCACACAGGGGAAAAGCCUUUCAUGUGUACAGAGUGUGGGAAAUGUUUUACACAAUUAGGUAGUCUGAAAACUCAUGAAAUGAUUCACACAGGAGAAAAGCCUUUCAUAUGUACAGAGUGUGGAAAAAGUUUUACACAUAUAAAUAGUCUGAAAUAUCAUGAAAGGAUUCACACAGGAGAAAAGCCUUUCACUUGUACAGAGUGUGGAAAAAGAUUUACACGAAUGCAUCAUCUGAAAACUCAUGAAAUUAUUCACACAGGAGAAAAGCCUUUCACAUGUACAGAGUGUGGAAAAUGUUUUACACAAUUAGGUAGUCUGAAAACUCAUGAAAUGAUUCACACAGGAGAAAAGCCUUUCACAUGUACAGAGUGUGGAAAAAGUUUUACACAAAUAAAAAGUCUGAAAUAUCAUGAAAGGAUUCACACAGGGGAAAAGCCUUUCACAUGUACAGAGUGUGGAAAAUGUUUUACACAAAUAGGUAGUCUGAAAACUCAUAAAAUGAUUCACACAGGAGAAAAGCCUUUCACAUGUACAGAGUGUGGAAAAAGUUUUACAAAAAUAAAAAGUCUGAAAUAUCAUGAAAGGAUUCACACAGGAGAAAAGUAUUUCACAUGUACAGAGUGUGGAAAAAGUUUUACACAAAUAAAAAGUCUGAAAUAUCAUGAAAGGAUUCACACAGGGGAAAAGCCUUUCACAUGUACAGAGUGUGGAAAAUGUUUUACACAAAUAGGUAGUCUGAAAACUCAUGAAAUGAUUCACACAGGAGAAAAGCCUUUCACAUGUACAGAGUGUGGAAAAAGUUUUACAAAAAUAAAAAGUCUGAAAUAUCAUGAAAGGAUUCACACAGGAGAAAAGUAUUUCACAUGUACAGAGUGUGGAAAAAGUUUUGCACAAAUGAGUAGUCUGAAAACUCAUGAAAGAAGUCACACAGGAGAAAAGCCUUUCAUAUGUACAGAGUGUGGAAAAAGUUUUACACAUAUAAAUAGUCUGAAAUAUCAUGAAAGGAGUCACACAGGAGAAAAGUCUUUCACAUGUACAGAGUGUGGAAAAAGUUUUACACAAAAGAGUUAUCUGAAAAAUCAUGAAAGGAGUCACACAGGGGAAAAGUUGUUCACAUGUACAGAGUGU
Messenger RNA from Bombina bombina (fire-bellied toad), 2211 nucleotides. Its product is annotated as oocyte zinc finger protein XlCOF6-like. The transcript is spliced from 3 exons. The record is from RefSeq and is a predicted model, not a curated record. The annotation marks the transcript as partial. Gene Ontology annotation, molecular function: RNA polymerase II cis-regulatory region sequence-specific DNA binding; DNA-binding transcription activator activity, RNA polymerase II-specific. Gene Ontology annotation, cellular component: nucleus. Gene Ontology annotation, biological process: regulation of transcription by RNA polymerase II. Lineage: Eukaryota; Metazoa; Chordata; Amphibia; Anura; Bombinatoridae.